Molecule: messenger RNA, 762 nt
Organism: Solanum dulcamara
Lineage: Eukaryota; Viridiplantae; Streptophyta; Magnoliopsida; Solanales; Solanaceae
Exons: 2
Coding region: 1-762 (253 amino acids)
Molecular function (GO): nucleic acid binding
Source: RefSeq, a predicted model, not a curated record
AUGGGGUUGCCUCACUCUUCCAGUGGUCUUAAUAGCAUUUGGGUCAUUGUGGAUCGAUUGACCAAGUUAGCACCUUUCCUUUCUGUUCAUACAUCCUACAGUGCUGAGAGGUUGGCCUGUAUUUACAUUCAGGAGGUGGUUUGCCUUCAUGGUGUGCCUAUUUCUACCAUCUUAAACCGGGGAUAUCAAUUCACAUCUAGCUUUGGGAGGACUUUUCAGGAGGAGCUGGGUAUCCAUGUCGACCUUCGCAUAACUUUUCACCUGCAAACUAAUAGGCAGUCAGAACGUACGAUUCAAAUUGACGAGGAUAUGUUGCAGGAUAAGCUCAGGACAGCUCAGAGUAGACAUCAGAGCUAUGUAGAUCAUAGGCAUCAGCCGUUGAGAUUUGUCCUUGGUGAUAGAAUACUCCUCUGUAUAUCGCUUGUGAAGGGUGUGAUUAGAUUUGGGAGGCAAGGCAAGCUUAGCCCCAGGUAUAUUGGCCCUUUUGAGAUAGUGAGGACAGUUGGCGAGGCUGCAUAUGAGUUAGCCUUGCCCUCGGCCUUUAUUUCUAUUCAUCCAAUUUUCCAUGUUUUGAUGUUGCGCCAAUAUAUUCCAAAUGAGUCCCACGUGAUUCAGUAUGACACAGUUGACUUGGAUGAUCAUUUGAGCUAUAUUAAGAAACCAGUUGUUAUUUUGGCCAGAGAUGUCAGGCAGUUGCAUUACAGAGCCAUUCUUGUGGUUAAGGUCCAUUGGAGGCAUUUUCUAGUUGAGGAGGAUAACUGA